Penicillium hordei is the source of this 192-nucleotide messenger RNA. RefSeq lists its product as uncharacterized. The transcript has a single exon. NCBI's taxonomy places the organism in Eukaryota, Fungi, Ascomycota, Eurotiomycetes, Eurotiales, Aspergillaceae. The coding region runs from base 1 to 192 and encodes 63 amino acids. The record is from RefSeq and is a predicted model, not a curated record.
AUGCCUCCAUCCAAGCAACUUGAGGGUACAUCCGAAUCAUCGCAGUUAGAGCCAACGAUUGACGAAAAUACGGCCUUGCAAGCACACACCCUGCUAUGCCACCUACGAGUUUCUGGUCUCAGAACUCAAGGCUCCGGCAUUCGAAAAGUUCACCGUGGUUCUGAAAGAUAUGAGAAAGCCGAGAAAUAUUGA